AUGGAAAUGUUAGAGGUCAUGGACAGUGCAGGAUACUCGUGGGAGGAGGUAAAGCCUCCGUCGCCAUCUCCUCCUUCCGCAGAGAAUGCCCGUCUCAUACCUCCAGAUCCUGUCUUGAAACCUCAGCAACUCUGCGGCCACCUGAGUAAAGCUACCAGAGGGCCGAUAAAGACAUGGAAGAGUAGAUGGUUUGUCUUCGAGGACCACCGAUGCUGUCUUUUUUACUACAAUAGCCAGGCUGACUUCACUCCUCAAGGCUGUAUCAACAUCAGCAAUGCAGUGUUUUCAUACUCGGCAGAAGAUUCUGCAAAGUUUCAGUUUGAAAUCAGAGCGGAUGGUCGAGUACACUAUCUACAGGCCAGCAGCAAGGAUGCCAUGUUCUACUGGUUGAAUCAACUACAAAUUCGCAGGAAAAAGUACAGUAAACACACAAAGAAGGAUGUUUUCAAGAAAAAAGCCGUAGCAGGGGAACAGGGUGGAGAAGUUGCUACAGGAUCGCCUGAAGACAGUGGCAGUGACGAUGAUGGGGAUUGGGACAAAGUUCCCGAUGAAAUGGGGCCAGUGGAGGCUCCAGAGAGCAGAGGAGGCAGACCUGGGCUGAGCAGUGGAAGUUCAUUCAGAGAAAGACUCUCCAUCAAACAGCAAAUAACAGGCCUCUUCCGACCCGGGCAGGCCGCCCAGCCACCCAGCACUCAUCAACAGUCCACUCAUGAAUCACCGAGAAUGAAGAAACGCUCUGAUGUACUUGUGGAGGCUCCCACCAGGGACAUUAGUGAAACCUGCAGUGGAGGAGCAGAGGUCUCCCCUGAACACACAUCCACUGUGCUGACCAGGUCAUCUAUGACUGAUCCACCACGCAUAUCCCUCUCACGAAAACUUCUGAACAAAGUCACUAGACACUCUCAGGUUCUGGGUGGCCCUUACUCAAGCGACUGCUUUCACUGUCAUUUGAACAAGACAAAGAUGGAGGAGCUAGAGCUUGAGUUGCAGCGAAAGGAACAGGAAGUCGCAGACCGUGAAGCAGUCAAUGAGUUUCUUCGAAGUGAGAUCAGAUUGGCAGACAUGAAAAAUAAAGUAAAGGAGGAGUUGAUGACAUCAGGUGCAUCAGGGGUUAACAUGGCCGACGACAAGAAGGUUGACAUACUGCUGCAAAGAGACCAGACAAUAGCAGAGUACCAAGGAUUGCUGGAAGAAGCCAUAAGGGAGAAGGAACACCUGACCAUUGAGAUAGAAUCCAAGAAGCAUGAGGUCCAGGUACUGGCGGAGCAGAUAGACCUGUUCACAGAGGCUGUGGCAGCCAAAGAUCAUGUUGUUGUCGACCUUACCAACAAGGAAGCUGUAGAAGCUUACAAGAACCAGAACCAGUUUCUCUCGACUGAACUUUUGGAGAUGAACCAGCUCCGCAGUGACGACCUUGCUGUGAACAAGCAACUUGUCCAGUUAGUAUAAAUCAUGUGUUUUGUAUGGUAGUCUGCCUAGCAACAUUGUUAUGGUUGAACGAAACCUUACUUCCCUUCAGGCUGUAAAAUAAGUGGUAGUGAUUGCAGUUGUGUGCAAAUUCACACAGGCUUACCUCAACCAGAUCCACUUGCUCUAUGUUAGGAGGCAUCAGACAUUCUAACGAGCUGACAAGAGACCACAAAUAUGUUUGUAAAAGUACCCCAGCCAGCAAUUAGCGGUGCUGCACAUCGUAUUCUUACGUGUGCGCAUUUGCCGAGGGCUUGCACAUUACUGCUUUUCCUUUAAACAUGAGAAAGAGCCACAGUCAUACCAGACCUCCAUAAAAACACAAACUUUGCCAGUAUCUCGCCCACGGAAACGUACAAUUUAAAACGACAAAUGCCUGGUUCCAGCGUACACGGUCAUAUGGAGCCUUGAUUGGCACAAAAUCUUCAUAAUUACACAUGUCUUAGUGCACCUAUAGUUCAUAUCAUUGAGCUACGUACCUUUUUUUAUUGUGUGCAUGCUGGCCUAUUAAGUAAAUAAAAAAAUUCUUCAAAUUAAAAGUGUUGACUAUAGGGAUGCCAUAAAAAGUAAAGAGACAAGACAGGGAUGACCUAGUGAACACGAUGCAGUAUAAUUAUAGUGCAGUGGAUGAUGGCUACAUACUUUGAACUGACAUCGCUUGCUCCUUUCAUUUUUUAUUGCAUUCACAUGCAUGGUGUGCAAUAUUUUUGGGCAUAAGCCAAUAAAAAAGGUGGCCUUUUAAGCUAUCGCCUCAGACGUUUUUUCGUCAUUCACAUUACAUCAGUGCACCAAGUUUCAUUGUGAGAGGACCCACCGUAAGUUAUAGGCUCUGCCACCAUUUAAAAGUCAUUUUUACCUGA
Molecule: messenger RNA, 2327 nt
Organism: Geodia barretti
Lineage: Eukaryota; Metazoa; Porifera; Demospongiae; Tetractinellida; Geodiidae
Source: the annotation of a GenBank genome assembly